Eruca vesicaria subsp. sativa (arugula) is the source of this 2529-nucleotide messenger RNA. NCBI's taxonomy places the organism in Eukaryota, Viridiplantae, Streptophyta, Magnoliopsida, Brassicales, Brassicaceae. The record is from the annotation of a GenBank genome assembly.
AUGGCCUUUAACAUAACCUCCGUGAAAACUUCCUCUAACGGUGCAUGGCAAGGCGACAACCCCUUGAACUUCGCCUUUCCAUUACUCAUCGUCCAAACGGCGCUAAUCGUCGCCGUCAGUCGCUCCCUCGCCGUUCUCUUCAAGCCCCUUCGCCAACCAAAAGUCAUCGCCGAGAUUGUCGGAGGAAUCUUGCUAGGACCAUCUGCUUUAGGUAGAGACCCGGCGUAUAUGGACCGUAUAUUCCCGGACUGGAGCAUGCCGAUACUCGAGUCGGUCGCGAGCAUAGGCCUCCUCUUCUUCCUCUUCCUCGUCGGUCUCGAGCUCGACUUAUCAUCCAUACGUCGAAGCGGAAAACGUGCUUUCGGAAUCGCAGCCGCCGGAAUCACACUCCCGUUUCUCGCCGGCGUAGGCGUCUCCUUCGUGAUCCGCAACACUCUCUACACCGCCGCCGAUAGACCUGGAUUCGUUGAGUUUAUCGUUUUCAUGGGAGUCGCUCUCUCCAUCACAGCUUUCCCUGUGCUCGCGCGUAUCUUAGCAGAGCUCAAGCUUCUCACGACGCAGAUUGGAGAAACCGCGAUGGCUGCAGCCGCUUUCAACGACGUAGCCGCGUGGAUUUUGCUCGCUUUAGCGGUUGCGUUGGCGGGAAACGGCGGGGAGAGCGGUGGGGAGAAGAAGAGUCCGUUGGUGUCGCUGUGGGUUUUGUUGUCUGGUGUAGGGUUUGUUGUUUUUAUGUUGGUUGUGAUCCGACCCGGGAUGAAAUGGAUCGUUAAACGCGGAUCUCCCGAAAACGGCGCCGUAAGGGAGUCUUACGUGUGUUUGACGUUAGCUGGGGUUAUGGUUUCCGGUUUAGCGACAGAUUUGAUAGGGAUUCACUCGAUUUUCGGGGCGUUUGUUUUCGGUUUGACUAUACCGAAAGAUGGAGAGUUUGGUCAGAGGUUGAUUGAACGGAUUGAGGAUUUUGUGUCCGGUUUACUCUUACCGCUUUAUUUCGCGACGAGUGGAUUGAAAACUGACGUGGCGAAGAUCAAUGGAGCUGUGUCGUGGGGGAUGUUGGGGCUUGUCGUGGUUACGGCUUGCGUAGGAAAAAUCGUCGGAACUUUUGUUGUGGCGGUGAUGGUUAAAGUUCCGGCAAGAGAGGCUUUGACUUUAGGUUUCUUGAUGAACACGAAAGGUUUGGUGGAGCUUAUUGUACUCAAUAUAGGCAAGGAGAAAAAGGUGCUAAACGACGAGACGUUUGCGAUACUGGUGCUAAUGGCACUCUUCACCACGUUCAUCACGACGCCGAGUGCAAUGGCCAUUUACAGACCGGCACGUGGAAUCCACCGCAAACUAAAGGAUUUGUCGGCGAGCGAAGACUCCUCCAAGGAAGAGCUUCGCAUACUCGCCUGCCUCCAUGGUCCUGCUAAUGUCUCAUCCCUCAUUUCUCUCAUCGUGUCCAUCCGAACCACAAAGAUAUUGAAGCUAAAACUGUUUGCCAUGCACCUCAUGGAACUAACAGAGCGAUCUUCAUCAAUCAUAAUGGUGCAAAGAGCCCAGAAAAACGGUUUUCCUUUCGUCAACCGUUACCGUCACGGCGAGUGCCACAGCAGCGUUAUAAGAGGCUUCCAAGCCUAUCGCCAAUUGGGACGAGUCGCGGUCCGGCCUAUUACCGCAGUUUCUCCUUUACCUACAAUGCACGAAGAUAUUUGCCUCAUGGCAGAGACCAAGAGGGUCACAAUGAUCAUUUUACCUUUUCAUAGAAGAUGGAACGUUGAUUAUGGUCAUGGACACAACCACCACCAAGACGGAGGAGAUGUAAACGUAGAGGAAAACGUUGGUCAUGGUUGGAGACUAGUUAACCAGAGGGUAUUGAAGAAUGCGCCGUGUUCGGUGGCGGUUCUUGUUGACCGGGGGCUUGGGUCUAUUGAGUCUCAGAGUUCGAGUCUUGAUGGGUCGAAUGUUGUUGAAAGGGUUUGUGUGAUUUUCUUUGGUGGGCCUGAUGAUCGUGAGGUUUUAGAGCUCGGCGGGAGGAUGGCGGAGCAUCCGGCCGUUAAAGUUACCGUUAUGAGGUUUUUGGUGAGUGAAACGCUGAGGAGUAACACCAUCACGUUACAUCCGGCACCGUCUAAAUGCAAGGAGAAGAAUUAUGCCUUCUUGACAACCAACGUAGAUCCCGAAAAAGAAAAGGAAUUAGACGAAGGAGCAUUAGAAGAUUUCAUGAACAAAUGGAAAGAUAUGGCGGUAUACAAAGAAAAGGAACCAACCAACAUUAUUGAAGAUAUACUGUCAAUAGGACAAAGUCAAGACUUUGACCUUAUAGUGGUUGGAAGAGGGAGGUUACCGUCCGUGGAGGUGGCUGCGUUAGCUGAACGUCAGGCCGAACAUCCAGAGUUAGGUCCUAUUGGGGACGUGCUUGCCUCUUCGAAUAACCACAUCAUCCCAUCAAUCCUUGUGGUUCAACAACACAACAAAGUUCAUGUAGAGGAAAUUACAGUUACCAAAGUUGUUAAUGAGUCUUCUCUAAGUAAUGAUGGAGAUGCAAAUGUAUGA